AUGGCGGCUUAUGGUGCAGCCACUUCUCUCAAGAAUACGAUUCAACGUAUUCUACAAUCGUCUCGCAUUUCUCUCGUUUCCCACUCUCCACAAAUCUUACCACCUGCCUACGACCAGAUGGAUCGCUUGCAGAAAGUUCUGCUCAAAUUGGACGAGACCAGCUGCAGCAAGAUCAGGACGAAGGUGAAUGCUUUGGAUGAACUCAUAAAAGAGGCAGUUUGGGAAUUCGAAGAUUUGCUCGAAUCCCAUAUCUUACCUCAGAUUCUUCCACAACUCGAAAGCGAGAGAUACAACUUGUCUUUCUCUGUAGAUCUGCAGAGUCUGCAACACCGUGUUGAUUGCUUCGUCGAGAAGAUGAAGAUGAUGGAGGAGGAGUACACUAAUGCAAUGGAGAAUAUGGCUGAAGUAGAAGGCGAGCCUAUUUCCUCCAGAAUUGAUUCUGGUGGAAUGAUCAAGUCAAAGAUGGUUGGAUUAUCUCAUGAAUUUGAAAAGGCCAGAGAUUAUCUUCUUGAAGAAAAUAACAAGCUACCCUAUUCGAUUAUUGGGAUGGCGGGCGUUGGAAAGACAACUCUUGCUAAGCGUAUUUUUGAAGAUCCAUCAAUUCGGAGCCGUUUUGAGUUUCGAGCAUGGGUCAGAAUGGGUAGAAAAUGUGAAUCCGAUGAACUAUUACGAUGCGUUCUAGCUCAAGUGGAUCCCAACGCUUACGAAAUGCUUAUCCAAGGAGAUGACGAUGAGGAGGAAUUAGUUGGACUCUUGAAAGAAAGAUUGAACGACAAGAAAUGUCUCAUCGUGUUGGAUGAUGUUUGGGAGAUACAAGCACUAAGUUGCAUGGAAGAUUGCUUGAAAGAAGAGAAUAUUCUUGGAGGGAUUCGAUAUGUACUUACAAGUAGAAUAGACUUUAUAUUCACGGAGGAUGAGGAUGGGUACGAAACAAUGCGCUUGUUGAAUGUAAAAGAAAGUAAAGAGCUACUUGGUGAGAAGUUGUUUGGUGAAGAGGGUUUCCCUCUUCAACUUGAGGAACUAGGAAAGAAGAUUGCCAAGAAAUGUGAAGGUCUUCCUCUUAUGAUAGUCACGGUUGCAGAGCUCCUAUCAAAAGCCGACAUGACCCCAGAAUAUUGGACUGAGGUACUCGAACAACAUAGUUCAGUCUUUGUGGAUGCAUAUAAUAAAAUAUCAGAGGUACUUUUUCCAAGUUAUGAUUACUUACCCCAACAUUUAAAAAUGCUUUUUCUCUAUAUGGGAGCAUUCCCUCCAUAUAUUGAUAUUCUCACUCCAACCGCACCCAACAAUCUGUUGAGUGCUGAGGGGUUUCUUGAGCCGACUGGAGAAGAAAGUUUUGAAGAUUUUUUCAAUAUAUGCUUGAAAAAGCUUACUCUGAGAUAUAUGGAGAUUAAAAGGCGUGGAGUUCAGUCAUAUAUGCCUGUGCAAAUUUGGGACAUGCAAGAACUACAACAUAUUCAGGUCAUGGGAAGCGACCUACCAACCCCUAAUUCUGAUGAUGUUGCCUUGAACAAACUCAUCACACUUUUGGAUGUGAGUGCAAACAGUUGUACAAGGGAAGUUCUCAAAAGAAUUCCUAAUCUAAAGGAAUUAGGGAUUAAUGUGGAGUUGAAGCCUUAUGAUGAUGAUGAUGAUGAAAGAAACCCAUCGAGUUGCUUGGGUUAUAUCUCACAACUCCAGAAUUUGGCCGCGCUUAGUUAUGGCAUCAGGAAUCCCGAGAUGAAGUAUGAGUUUAAUACUAUAUCUCUUUCAAUGUUCCCAUCAAGUCUCACAACACUAGUUUUAGGUGGUUUGGGGUAUCCUUGGAAGUACUUGAAUGACAUUGGUUUGCUGCUGCCAAAUCUCGACUUUCUCAUAUUAGAAUCUUAUGCCUUUCGAGGCCCAGAGUGGAAAAUAGAAUCGGGGAGUUUCUUGAAACUUAGAGAACUUCGAAUCGAAGACACCGAUUUGGUGCAAUAG
This is a messenger RNA of Salvia miltiorrhiza (redroot sage), 1959 nucleotides long. RefSeq names its product disease resistance protein RPP13-like. The record is from RefSeq and is a predicted model, not a curated record. Gene Ontology annotation, biological process: defense response to other organism. Gene Ontology annotation, molecular function: ADP binding. NCBI's taxonomy places the organism in Eukaryota, Viridiplantae, Streptophyta, Magnoliopsida, Lamiales, Lamiaceae. The transcript is spliced from 2 exons. The coding region runs from base 1 to 1959 and encodes 652 amino acids.